This is a messenger RNA of Culicoides brevitarsis, 3775 nucleotides long. RefSeq lists its product as uncharacterized. The record is from RefSeq and is a predicted model, not a curated record. The transcript has 2 exons. NCBI's taxonomy places the organism in Eukaryota, Metazoa, Arthropoda, Insecta, Diptera, Ceratopogonidae. The coding region runs from base 1 to 2823 and encodes 940 amino acids.
AUGGAUGGCGAAAAAACAAGAUUUUCUAAAUCUGAACUUGCCGUUUUGUCACAUGCGAUUGCAAAUACAGAUGAGCUUCUUCAAAAGAUACAAGCCCUUCAUCAUGAAAAUCGUAAGCUGAAACAGAAAUACAGAUCCUUAAGUCAAUCGGCUGUUCAGGUUAAACAGCUGUAUGAACAGGAACGUGAUAUGGUCUAUAAAAUUAUGUGUCAAAAUACAGAAAUAAAAAACAAAAUAGCAAAUCUAACUAGAAUCAACUCCGAGUUAGAACACUCUCGCAUUAAUAUGCAACUGACACAUUCACAAGCAAUCGCUGAAACAGAAUUGAAAAAUGUAAAUGAAGUAAAGGUUUUGAAUACAAUCUUGAAAGAUUUGGUAAUUCAAUGUAAAGAUUGGAGCGAAGGUGACACGAAAUUUAAAAGUGCUUUACGACAAGCUGUCGAUAUGCUAGAACAAAAGGGAGUAUGCAUAGAAAAGUCAAAAUUAAUUAAAAAAAGCAGACAAAAGUCAGGUGAUAAUUUUUACACCUUUGACUGCGAUACCGAUAUGGAUGGUGAUGAGACCAAUAUAGUUAAAUCUUUAGAAAAAAAACAAAAUUUGACUUGUGUAAAAUCAGAAAUUCCUAAAGCUUACCUUUCUGUUGAAACGAAUACUGAAAUUAAAAGUUUUUGUGAUAAAAGCACAACUUACACAAGUUCCACCACAACUAGAGGAGUUUCUACAGACUGCUUAGUAAAAAAAGUUGAUGUUGGAACGACUUUUCCAGAGAUUCAAACGAAAAAUGUGUCUGAUAUUUUUCGCGAAAUGAUAAUCGAUAUUCCAAGAUUAUUAAGCCCAAUAUCAGAUAAAAUAUUAACAGUUGAUCAAUCAACACAUGUGGAACAGAUACCGUUUGAAGGCACUUCUAAGUCAGUUGAAAACAUAAGUACACAGACGGACAAUAAUUACUCAAAAAUUAAUAUGGAGAACACAUCUAAUGAAUUUCUUGGAAAAUUAUCUGGAGCACAUUUGAGCCAACUCUGGAUAAGUCUGGGACAGUUAUUGUUUGACUUAAUACAGGAUGGAAAAAUAUGCAAAAACUCUGGAGAAAACGAAGAAAGGGCAUGGAGACAGGUUAAAGAAUUAAGUAACUUAAUAGAAACAAGAAAAAAAGAACAAUCAUGUAAAAAAAGUGAAAGUUCGCUUCUAAAUUUUGAUGAAGGAUCAGAAUUUGAUAGGAACGAUAGCCUAAAAAAUCCAUUAUCAAAGGAAUGUAAUCAUAUUUUGCAGAGUGCUAAACGUAAAUGUCGAAGAUUAGAUUAUAUUCUUUCUCCCAUAAAAGAUUUACCUGGAACUGAUAUUGCAGAAAACAUGAACUAUGUUACUAUCCCUACGUCCAUUACUAAUGAAAAUAGUAGCUUAAGUCUCUUAAAAGAAUUAGAAUACACCACUGAGUCAGUAAAAUACCUUUAUGAAUCACCUAAAUCACCACAAUUUGAAAAUGUACAUAAUUUUAGUACUCCGGAAAUACCAUUACAUCGAUCUGACAGUGAGAUUCGAAAAUUGAAAAACACAACAGAUAUUUGGAUUGAAGGAAACAAUGCAUUGAAAAAUAUUAUUAAUAAUUACGAUACAAACAAACGUUUACAUAUUGUUCAAAAGUCAAUUUGCAAAAAUAAUGAAGUUUCACCAAUGUUCGAAAAUUUACGAAAAUCAAUCAACAAAUAUUUGCAAGAGCCUUGGAGUGAAAAAUCUGUUAACAAUUUGCAUGAUUUAUGUUUGAGGUAUGGAAAAAAUAGUGAUGAUAUUAUCAGUGCUAUUCUUGAAAAAAUCGAAAAUUGUUCAAAUGAGCUUAUGAUAAUAAAAAAUAAUCUUGUUGCUCCAGAUUUACCCGUUAUACAUCAGAAAAUUAUAGUAUUAAUUGAAAAAUUUCCAGCGUUUUUGAAGAAAAAAAUUUUAAAUGCAGUAGACUGUACACUAUUUUCAUUCAAGACAAUCUCGGAGAAUGAUAAUCUUAGAAAAAUGAUGAACUUAGCACACUUUUAUAUAGCACUAGUAGCCAUUGAUUUGUGUGAUGAAAAAAAAUCAAAUAUUAGAUUAUUUGUGUAUAAGGCAUUGUACUAUUACAAUCACAAGUCAUUUCCUUUGAUAUAUGCAAUUCUUAAAGCUAACCCAGAAUGUCUUCCAAAAAAGACAACUGUAGACUUUGAUAAAAAUCCCUUGGUUAUAACUUUUGAAUCGAUUUUGAUGAACAGUACAAAGGAUAAAGUGGAACGUUCUGAUUUUAGGAAAAAAGAGUUGCGUGCUUUAUUGCUUACAUAUUAUAAAUACAAGCCUUUUAAACCAACCAAAGAUGUUCUUAUAUUAGAGCUAAUAGAAAGAUUGAAAAAGCAACAACUUGAAAAUCUUGAUUACAGUUUCAUAUUGUUAGCAAAACGCCAUGGCUACGAAUGGGCAAUGUCAAAUAUAAUAAAAGCUCAUUUGUAUCCAUAUCUCGAACAACUUAUGGUACAAUCUGAACACACUGAUAUUCAUGAUCCUGUCAUUAUAUCUUGUUUACAAAUCAUAUCUGCUGUUUUAAAAACAUUUCCUUCGAACACAGACACGACAUAUUUUUUACAGCUUUUUCAAACUGUACUUGAUCGAUCAAACAAACCGUUGAUACAAGAAGCAGCUGUGGAGGCGCUUUUAAAGUUACAAAGGUUUGGUUUCGUUGAAAUAUACCAAAGAAUACAAAAUUGGAAUCCACAUAAUGAUUUGUCUCAAAAAUUAAACAAAAUGAUAAUCACAUAUGUUCAUAGAAAAGAUGUAAGAUUUUGGAAAAAGUUAAAUCGAAUUGUUUGAAUUUCUUAAGUAUUGAAAAUAAUAAAUAAAUAUAAUUUUUUAAACAUUGGACACAUUUAAAUUUAUUUAUAUUUUAAUGCAUUCCAUUCUAAAAAAAAAACAAAAUCCUGACUUAGAUUUUUCCAAAAAACCGUAAUAGAAAUGAGAGAAUAUUUUUGACAUUUUCUGACAUUUUUUAAUUUAAACUUCAUAAAAAGAGUGUAUUGUAUUUUGAAUGAAAUAAAAUCAUACAAAAUACAAAAUAAGGUCGCUCUAAAUGAAAAUCAAAAAUAAAGUCCGAUUUUAAAAGUCGAAAAUCCAACGGGGCAAAAUAAAAACAAGAUCAUAAUCAACCGCAUUUCAGUUGUGUAAGUUUGUGUAAGUUGUGGCAUAUUUUAAAUUUAAUUAAUUUUAUUAAAUAGUAUGGAGUAAAUGAAUCCGCCACUGUCUUAAUGGGGCAAAAAAUGAAAAAAUUACAUUUUUCACCUUUUAUUGGUGAAAAUGAAAAAAAAAAUAGAGAAAGUAGUCGUCUAAAGAACGACAUUUUAUACCGUAUUUCGAUGUUAUAUAUAUACGCUUUUUUGUACUCCUCAUUUCACAAUUUCGUACUCCUCACUUCACAUUUUCGUACCCUUUCACAUUUCCAUACACAUCACAACCCAAGGGACUGCCCACAGACCUUCAGAGUCCUCAAAUAGCUAAGUAUUACUAACAAAAACUUUGGGGCACAGUGUUACUGACACACACGGACAAGUCGAGUUUAAUACCGCAUUUUUUCUUCGAAAUGCGGUAAAAAUAUGGUCAAAAAUCGCUAUGAAAAUUUUGAUUGAUUUGCAUAUCAGAUCUUUUGGAAUUCGAUCUGAUGUUUUAUUCUUCAGAUUUCCUCGGUUUUAUAUGUAAAAAGUUUUCUAAUCAUUUAAUAUAAAUAUAAUCAAUUUGUUUUAUAAAAUUAAAGUAUAAAAUCAGUAAAGUC